Molecule: messenger RNA, 1658 nt
Organism: Helianthus annuus (common sunflower)
Lineage: Eukaryota; Viridiplantae; Streptophyta; Magnoliopsida; Asterales; Asteraceae
Product: ankyrin repeat-containing protein BDA1
Exons: 2
Coding region: 13-1392 (459 amino acids)
Molecular function (GO): protein binding
Source: RefSeq, a predicted model, not a curated record
UCUUCCAGAGCCAUGGAUCAAAGGUUGUUUAACGCAGCAUGGAACGGGGAUGUUGAUCAUCUCCUUAAAGAGAUUGAGGCCAAUCCAACUACGCUCCACACAGUGGCGUUGGAGGGAGGUGAAAAUCCAUUACACAUCGCUUGUUUGGCCGGACAUCUCAACUUUACAGCAACAGUGGUCAAACUGAGGCAACAAUUUUCCUGGGAGCUUAACCAAGAUGGUUUUAGCCCUUUACACAUAGCAGCCGCUUGUGGGCAUGGUGAAAUUGUGAAGGAGCUUCUAAAAGUUGACCUCAAUUUGUGUUUGAUAGAAGGAAAAGACAGAAAAAUUCCUCUUCACUUGGCUGUGAUAAAAGGUAAUGUGGAAGUUGUCAAAGAGUUGCUUUUGUCAAGUUUGGAUUCUAUCGAGUGCACAACUGCUCAAGGUGAGACCUCCCUUCAUUUAGCAGUUAAGAACUGCCAAUUCAAAGCUUUCCAAGUUCUAAUACACCAUCUCAAACAAUCCAACAAAGAAGAUCUUCUGAAUUCUAAAGAUUUUCAUGGGAAUACAAUCUUGCAUCUUGCGGUCUGUAGGAAGCAGUAUGAGGUAGUUGAAUUUCUACUAAAUGGGCUAGUUAUUAGCAAGGAAAAGAUAGAGUUGAAUCCAUUAAACAAGAGUGGUUUGACUCCCCUUGAUAUGUUACAUAUGUUUCAUACUGAAGCUGGUGAUGGAGAGAUUGCUGAGAUUCUCAUUCAAACUGGAGCUCUAGAGGCCCGAAAUCUACAAUCUCCAGCAUAUACGCCAGAAGAAAGACCAAAUCGUCAUGACACAAGAGUACAUGAACGCCCUAGAUCUUCGGCUGAAAAGCUGUUAGACUACUUCAAAUACAAUAACCUGAAUGACUCUCCUAGCAAUGUAAGAAACACACUUCUGGUUAUAGUUAUACUUAUCACUGCCGCAACAUACCAACCGGCACUUAGUCCUCCUGGAGGCUUUUGGCAGGAUGAUUCGCUUCCAUCCAUGGUCAAUAAUUCGUCAUCAUCUAUCACAAGUAAAACCACUGCUACGAAACCACAUACAGCCGGGCAAGCUAUCAUGUUUACUAAUAACCCGAUAGCCUUAAGCAUAUUUCUUUUCACCAAUUCAGUGGGGUUUUACACGUCGCUUUACAUGAUCUUCUUACUGACCAAAGCUUUCCCUUUGAGGAUAGAGUUGUAUAUUUUAGUUAUAGCACUUUCUUCAACCUACAGUACUAGCAUGAGUGCAUUUGCCCCAGAUAAUUUCGCAAAAUACAUUUUUAUUGCCAUAUCCAUUAUUCUACCGUUCAUGAUGCCUGUUACAAUCAAGGUUUUGAGAAAUUAUUUGAACAAGCGAAGAAUUGCAUCUGCUGACACGAGUCAAGAAAGGGUUUAAAUUGGUUACAAUGGAUUUUAGCAUACAUUUACUUAAAGAGUCUUAGUACUUGUACUUAAUUAUGUAGUGGGUAGUAAUUGUAGAAUUAUUCAUUUCUAUAUAGGUGAUCAUGAACACCUAAUGUCACACCCACCUGAUCGUUAAACAAUUGUCAAGAUAAUAAGGGUGCAAUGUGGUAUGUAUAAAAAAUAUGAAUAUUACUAUUUUUUAUGGGGGAUAACAUUUGAAUGUAAGGGAGCAUGAGCUCACCAUAAGACUUUUUAUAA